CAGGAUGUGGUUGGAAGUGAAGAUAAAUAGAUGGCAAUCAUAUUGUGUAGUUCGAACUCUGCAGUAAAAAGGUUCCACUUGACAGCGGGCUGAUCAUCCUGUCGCCACGAUGCGUGGGCUCUACAAGCUUCUGCUUCUUUUUCUUCUGGCAUGCCAAGAUCAAAACGUACUUGGAAGUACAAUCAUAAAUGGGACAAAUGCCACAGAUAAUUCGAUGAAGUAUAUGGUAUCGGUGCAGGAAGACGGUGAACACAAAUGUGGAGGAUUCCUUGUCAGCAAACAUUUUGUUGUCACCCAUGGGGGGUGUAAAUUUGAUGAAGACGGAAAAAUAUUUGUUGUUCUCGGCACCCACGUUCUCAGCAAACCUGGCUCUAAAAUAAAAGAACACAUUAUAUCCACAUGCAAACCCCCACCUGGAAUUGGGACUGACUUCAUGCUCAUUGAAAUAAAUUCAAAAAAACCAGAAAAUCUACCAAAAGAAAUUCAACUUCAAGACCCUGAAACGGAUGUUAAAGAAAAUGAAAAGUGCCAAGUAGCUGGAUGGGGUCCAGUGAAGAACGAUGACAAUGAUCCUCUCGAUCAGCUCCGUGUGGCGGAUGUGACUGUCAUCAGCCCGAAGGCUUGCAAAGUGCAGAUUCCUGGACUUCGUGCCAAUGCUAUCUGUACAGGUGGAAAACAGACAACAGACAAGGGAGGAUUUUGUAAGAGUGAUGCUGGUGGACCCCUCGUGUGCAAGGGGAAAGCUGUUGGAAUUGCGACUGUCAACGAGGACUGUUCCUUCACAGGUUUACCCAACGUCUACAUUGAUAUCUCAAAAUACCGUUCCUGGAUCAACCGCUGUAUUCAAGAGAAGAAAUGUUUGAAAUGAUAGUAACAAUAUUUCAAAAAGCUUUGCUUCAGCACACUUGUAUUGUAUUUGGUAGAAAAGGAUGUGUCUUAGUCACUGAGUGUUUGCUCUUUAAUGCAAUGGCAACAUUAAAAAUGUUUCUCAAAUAUCGUUUUC
Trematomus bernacchii (emerald rockcod) is the source of this 1003-nucleotide messenger RNA. Its product is annotated as granzyme K-like. Gene Ontology annotation, molecular function: serine-type endopeptidase activity. The coding region runs from base 110 to 868 and encodes 252 amino acids. Gene Ontology annotation, biological process: proteolysis. NCBI's taxonomy places the organism in Eukaryota, Metazoa, Chordata, Actinopteri, Perciformes, Nototheniidae. The transcript is spliced from 5 exons. The record is from RefSeq and is a predicted model, not a curated record.